AUGAGCACAGGUGUUCUGAGCGGCUCGUACACACCUACAAUCACCGGCAGUGACCCGACUCGCCAGGUGCAGAUGACAUCCAGCUCGAUCACCUCGAGCAUGACCGGCAUCUCACAGCAGCUGCGUGUGCAGGAUUAUGCGUCAUUCACGCUCACCUUCCAGAUCUCCACAGACAACGCAAGUGCCGACAGCUCCAAUAUCUUCUUUGGCAACACGUCGGCGAUCAUGAAUCCAUCGAGUUCGUUCGCGGCGCCGGCCUGUGGGUUCAACUUUGAGAUCUGGUCCGGCAGCACCCAGGGACAGGGUAUCCACUUUUACGACACCACUGCAACACGGCGAGUCACCAACAGCACCACGGCAUCCAAGGUCUGGGUCAACACCAGCGCCACCGUCGGCAGCGGGACCUGGUACUCAGUCCAGAUCGUCUACAACCGCAGCCCCAACAACACAUGGGCCAUCUCGAUUGGCACAAGCGGUGCCCCGACCACACCAUCGCUCCUGUACACCUACUCCGAUCCAAACCACACCGCAUUCCUGUCAGCUUCUGGAAGCUACUGGGGUGUCGCAUCGAUGGGAUACGGUGCCUCGACAAACCAAUACUUCCGCAACAUCAAGCUGGUCACCUAUGGCUCACCCGUGCAGACGCUCUUCAAUUUCUUCAACUGGUACAGCUUGUUGACCAUCGCGGGCGUUGCGACACAGCCAGCCGGCAGCCAGUACGAUCCGUACAUACAAGCCGAAAUGAUUCCGGGUACAGCUACCAACCAGACCGGGUACUAUUACUCGUCCGCUGUCCCGGUCGGCAAGUACUCGUACAUGUCAUUCGAGUGUGGUGCUUGGUAUGUGGGGUCGACCCCUGCCAACGGCUGGUUCUUCAUCUUUGGUUCCAGUUCCUCGGGCGCCACACUCACCAGCGGUAGUGUCGCAGUGUAUUUCAACUACAACAGCAGCUUCUCGAGCGGGUCGUACUCGGGUGCUGGGGUGUAUAUCAUCAAGAGCGGCACGGCCGUGGCCUACAGCUCCACCGGACUGAGCGGCAUAUCCGCGAGCACCUGGACCAGUCUCCAGAUCAUCUACAACUACCAGGCCACCAACACAUGGGUCGUCUAUGUCUCUGGCAGCGCCGUCCUGACUUGGAGCGACUCGAGCUAUGCCACGACGGCGACGGGUAUGGGGACGUAUUUCAACGCUGUGGCGCAGUGCGGCUCGACGCAGACCAUGCAGGUGUGGUUUGACAGACUCUCGCUCAUCUUCACGCCCCGCACCUUCUCGUUCAGCCAGCUGCGAACAGCAGCACCCGGAGUGAGCCCGAGUGGUGCAGUCAAGCUCUCUCAGUUCUACGGUGGCCAGGCGGCUGCCCUCUGUGGACUCAACAACACGGGAUCAUUCUCGACCAGUGUCACAUGGGGUAGCAGCCCUGGUGACGAAGGGUUCUAUGCCCGCGAUCUUGGUGCCUGGAACAUGAGUCCGUGGUUGCUCACGUCGAGCCAGAUGCCCGACUCGUCAGCGCGCUGGCUCUGGAACACGACGAGUGCAGCGACCAGUGCGUCGAACUAUGUGAUUAUCAACUUUAUCGUGAGCUACAGCAACACCAGCACGUCGAAUGUGAGUGCCACACUCUAUGCGAUCGUCGACGAUGCCAGUCUCAUUUACCAGAACAAGAUCCUCGUCGGAUCCACCAAGUGGUAUUACGGCGCGCAGUACACCAAGAUUGCGGUCACGCUCGUGCCGGGACUCAAUGUGUUUGAGUUUCUCUGCUGGAACAGCACAGGGUCGACGGCGGGUCUGAUCUUCUCGUGCAUUAACACAUCGAGCACCGUGCUCUUCCGCAGCGACAACUACAGCCCAGACACGGUGCUGACCAACUCGACCCGCACCAUCUACAGCGUCGUCGCGAGUCCGUCCUCGUUCACGAGCAACAUCCCGCAGCAACCGGCUCCGGUCUCGGAGAUGUGCAUUCUGGACCAGGUUUCAUCGACGGCCAAGAGCAACUGCUCGGGUGCAUAUGCACUCUUCCUGCUCACGACCACCUACACCGGCCCCGUGAUCAACAUCAUGCGGAGCAGCGACAGUACCAGUAGCGACGUCUACGCAGACAUGGGCGGCAACCUCUUUAUCGACAGCGCUCACCAGAGUCCGUACAGCACCUGGAUCAGCACGGCGACGGCCUAUGUGACCAAGUGGUAUGACCAGUCCGGCAACGGAAACCACUGCACGCAGACCACCACGGGUGCACAGCCGGUCAUGUAUCUGACCAACUCCACGGCAUACGGCUUCUAUAGUGUCAACUCGUCUUGCUGUGUCUGUAGCGGCAGUCGUGGAUGGGGCACGCUCUCGUACCUGAACAUGCCCUCGGGUGUGAUUCCAACGGGCACAUCGAAUGCGGCCUAUUCCUUUGUGAUCAAGCACGGUGUGGUCAACAAGUAUUCUGGCUCGACAGCCAACCAGUCAUUCUGGUCGUAUGGGAGUCUCUUUGGUGCCGGUGUGGAUGGCACCAACACUGUGCUAGAGUGCGGCACGAACGGACCCAGUAGCAACUACUACAGCUACAUGGGCAGCUCCAGCACCAACAACACAACUGCAUCAGUGAGCCAGGUGGCAUGCUACCCGAACGACACCAAGAUCGUGGGCACCUAUGACGGCACCACCCAGACCAUAUGGAUCAACGGAAAUUCGGGAUCCUCCAAGGCCGUGAGUGGACUGAACGUAACGUCGGGGCAGCAGUACCUGUUCAGAGGCCCGCGGGCAAACUCGGCACUCAAUGGCGAAAUAGGCUAUGCGCUGUUCUUCAAGACUGCUCUCUCGACCACCGACCGACUCCUGCUGGCUCCCACCAACACUGUGAGUGGGCUCGAUGCCACGGGCACAGUCUCCGGAGCCGUGUGGGCAGCGAUCAGCGGCUCUGUGAUUCUCUUGGUGGAUACGAGUGGUAAGAUCUGGUAUGGCAGCACCAGCAGUGGCUCGACGGCAUGGAAUCCGUGCCCGAGUGCGCCGUAUGCCAACCGGGUCGGUUUUGUGAGGAACUCGAGCACAUACCCAUACAGUGCAUGGGCGACCGAGUCGGGUGGCAAUGUCUACUAUUGCGCCAAUGUGACGACGGCCUGCUCGUGGAUCCGCAUCACUGUAUCGAAUGACUAUAACGACCAGUGGGUUUUCGCCCACGCAGGUCACGAUGACAUAUUCCAGCAGCACGGCAAUGUGGGCGACUCUGGACACGAGUGGCGGGUGCUGUGA
This is a messenger RNA of Polychytrium aggregatum, 3234 nucleotides long. RefSeq lists its product as uncharacterized. Lineage: Eukaryota; Fungi; Chytridiomycota; Chytridiomycetes; Polychytriales. Bases 1 to 3234 code for a protein of 1077 amino acids. The transcript has 3 exons. The record is from RefSeq and is a predicted model, not a curated record.